Molecule: messenger RNA, 4699 nt
Organism: Chelmon rostratus (copperband butterflyfish)
Lineage: Eukaryota; Metazoa; Chordata; Actinopteri; Chaetodontiformes; Chaetodontidae
Gene: st3gal8
Product: ST3 beta-galactoside alpha-2,3-sialyltransferase 8
Exons: 9
Coding region: 317-1426 (369 amino acids)
Molecular function (GO): beta-galactoside (CMP) alpha-2,3-sialyltransferase activity
Source: RefSeq, a predicted model, not a curated record
CGGGGCCUUCCUUUCCGCUCUACAUCGUCAUGCCUCCACUCUGCAGCUUCACAAAGAGAAGAAGAGAAACCAUCCGGCCGCUGCAACCUGAUGUGACCACAGAUCCUGUUAUCACCAAUCGGAAAGCAGCGUGGUUCACAGGACAGGAAGUUGCACGUCGGGCUCCAUGGAGAUAAAGCCGAGCAGAGAGAUGACAGAACAGGGGAAAAUGUCAAGAUGACACAGUCGAAUUAUGCUAACAUAGCAGGCUGAACGGUUGGUUGACAGCUCAACACAUGUUUGCUCCUGCCGCCGCCCUCUCAUCAUCCGUCCAGCCAUGUUGUUGAAGAGGAAGAUGUGCGUUGCCGUGGUGAUUGCUGCCAUCCUCUUCCUCAUGCUCGCCAGUCAGAGCAUCCAAAGGAGACAUUUCCUGCCGCUGUCAUUAGCCCUGCCCUUCAGCCGGGCCACGCCCACCAGCAGGGAGACAGUAACUAAACCCACAGUGUCUCCUGCUGAUCUGACCCAAGACCGUCCCGUGACCCCCCCUCCUCCCAUGACCACCCAACCCGAAGCCAAGGAGGAGCCUUUAGAGGACUCCCAGUCGUGUGGUUGUACUGAGUCCUGUAUUUCAGACCUGGGCCGGUCAGACUGGUUCAGCCAACGCUAUGACCCCAAACAGCAGCCCAUCCUCCGAGAUACCAACAACAACUUUGACCCUGACGCGCUCAGAUGGUGGCUGGGUCUUCAGCGGUCCGGUAACGGCCAAACUCUAGAGGAAGUGAUGUCAGCCAUGUUUCAGGUCAUUCCCCCGCCCACUGUGGACUUCAAGCCCCUCCCCUCCCGUUGCCGUAGUUGCGCCGUGGUUGGCAACUCAGGCAAACUACGACGGUCAGGAAACGGCAAACUGAUCGACUCGCACAACUCUGUAAUCCGGAUGAACAAGGCUGUAACUCGAGGAUUCGAGAAAGACGUCGGGAAUCGGACGACACAUCACUUCCUGUAUCCAGAGAGCGCGGUGGACAUUAGGCAUGGCGUCAGCCUCGUCCUCCUGCCGUUUAAACUGAGGGACCUAGAAUGGCUGACCAGUGCGCUGUCCACCGGCCAAAUCAAAAUGACCUACAUGAGGGUUAAAGACAGAGUGGAGGCUGAUAAAGACAAGGUUCUGGUGGUGAACCCGGUGUUCUUCAAGUAUGUUAAUGACCGUUGGACCGAGCAUCACGGUCGCUACCCGUCCACAGGCAUGCUGGCCAUCAUCUUCGCUCUGCACACGUGUGACCAGGUGUCAGUGUUCGGUUACGGUGCCGACGAGCAGGGGAACUGGCAUCACUACUGGGAGGAAAAUCGCUACGCUGGAGCCUUCAGGAAGACCGGAGUCCACAGCGCCGAAUUUGAAACGCAGGUCAUCCACCAGCUCGCCAAGGCGGGCAAGAUCAGUCUACACCUGUGACUCGACCACUGACCUACAGACCUGCAGGCCUGGCACUGACCGACCUGCUGACCCACAGACUGAUGGACUGACCUACACACCUGCAUACAUACAGCAGUGCUGACUGACCCACAGACCUGUUGACUGACGGACUGAUCUGCUUGCUGACCAGCAGAUUGUUGAGGCCGAGAACCAGCGGCAUCUCAUCUGGUAUCAAGGUGAGUCUGGCUGAUCGCGGCCAAGCGUCGGCUUGCCCGGCCAUCCUCUGGCACUGAUAAACAAAUCUGAGCCGAUUCUGGACCGUGUACGGCUGCCAAAUUUGGCGUGUACUGGGGGGAAUUUGGACACGUGGUCGGGAAUUAGACCUGUUAACUUGUUGCACGUCAAUCAUUACACGUCUGCUUUGAGUCGGACAUCCAGGUGUACCGGAUUGAAGCCGCUUGCAUACCUGGAUUACCUGUGGACAGAGCCUUCGGGGUGAGAGGAGCUGAACAUGCCCCCUCCACCUGGGGAGCGGGGCUCAGAUCUUCUCUGUGCAGACCCCUGCUGGUUUAAAUUAGUUCUAGCUCAACUUGAACACAUGGACUGUUUUUCGGGACCCUCCACUGUUGAAACAGACGAACCGCCCUGCUGUCUGCGACUGCAAGGAUCGACCACACAAGUUUUGCUCUGAGUGGGAAACAACCACAGACUUUUUUUAUAUAUAUAUUUUUUAUUAAUUUUUAUAGACAUUCUACAGGGAUGGCCUCUUUUUUUUAAUCAAAGCACUUUGCUCUGGAGAAGUAGUGGUACAAAGAAGUUGUUACUUCUUUGUCCAACCACAUAACAAGACUUUUUGUAUUUUAAAUCAUUUAUUAUCCAUCCAUUUAGUCUAACUGAACCUCAAAGCAAACCGUCCUGAUCUGGAGGACGUUUCUGUCCUGACAGACUGGUGCUGGAAAUGGGACAACAACGUCGUAUAUGGCGGCGGGGGCAGUGGGCGGGAGGAGCCUGUGUGACGUUCUCAGCCUGUGUUUGAGCUUCUCCAUGUGUUCCGCGAUGAUUCACCAGUGUGCAGGUUUUCAUCUGAUUUCACUGAUUGCCCAACACGGAAACAUUUUAUUUGUAUUUCAUGAGUUAAUGGCCAGCGAUAAAGUCAAAGGCGUAACUUAGGAUGUGACUCAGUGACCAACCUGCAGACUGUUGAACUUGUGGACAGACAUGAGUGGACUCCUCUGAGUCACAGCUCAGCUGAUAGCAGUGACAAAGACAAGGAGACCUGCACGACUUUGAACUAAAGGUUUAUUAAACAAAUCAUAACAAGGACAAAAUCAAACAAUUAGUAACAUCAUCAGUGCGUGCGGUGCAUGAGUGAAUGGAAGAUGUAGUGCAAUGUACUAAAGUCCAACCAAAAAUAACCAACCAUAUGAGAGAGACUGACAAGUCCAGCAGGAAGCAGAGGAGUCAGUCUGCUGUCUGCUGGACUUCCUUGUCCAGGUAGACGACAGUGUGCAGAGGGCUUUCACACCUGUACUGUGAAUGUACAAAUACUGUUGCUGAUUGUCAGUCACUGAAUGUUUGUGGCUUCGUUUACACAACGAAGAGUUUUUAGGACGUUUUCACAUUGAGUUGAGUCUGAAUCUGAGUUUGAUCGUCUCACUUAUGUCGUUUCUUUCACUGUGCUUUUUGUUUGUCCUGUGUUGAGUGUGCCUUUUAUUAACGAUACACAUUAACCAGAUGCAGUUAAUCCCAUGACCAGUGGAGGAUGUGAAGGCCAGCAGCAGACUUUGAACAAACUACAACAGCUUAGCAAAGACAAACCAUGCCUGUGUCUGUGUGUACAUGGAUGUCAGCACACACCCUCAUGCUGAGUGUGGGUCAUUAGAAUAGGACACCUGGGAAUUUUGGCCUUAAAUCUGGAUUAAAACAGCAUUUAAUUUAUCCCGUUGUCCAUCUGUCACAUUAUCAUUUAAUUUUUUAAGGGUUGUGAAAAACCAAAAUGUUUUAAUUUUCCGUUUCAAACAUUUUAAUUAGACUUUGCAUAAUUUUUUCCACAUAGAAAAAGCCAACAAAUAUUUUCUGGCAAAUUUUGUUUUCAGAAACUUUGUGCAAAAUCUGCGCAAUCACUGUAGCUCUGCCACUUCCCAAACUAAUCAGUUCUUCUGCAGUAUAUUCUUGCACUAGUAAGCAGCACCUUGUAUUUUAGUGCCUUUGCCAGUAAUGCUAGCCAAUGCAACUGGCUCACAACAUUUACGGAGUAAGUGCAUCCACAAUCUUAGGUUAACUUGUGUGUUCUUGCAAUAAAUGUUUUUGUUGUUGUUGUUUUUUAAAACAAACAUAAUCUGGUGUUAGUGGUGAUAAUUAAGACCUGAUCUGCCCCCUAGUGGAUAUACCUGUAAAUCCUCUCUCAACACCAACUUUUGUUUUUUGACUUUGCAGGUAUGAGAUCAUGAAAACGUUUGACAUUACAUAAUUUUUGAAGAUCUGUUUCCAGAUUCAGACUAACCUGCCAGUGUGAAAUCGCUCAGUAAAGAGCUCAGUCAGCUUUAAACAAACUUGCUGGUGUAGCGUCUAACAGCCAGAAAAGAAGUAGUUUGCAUGAAGGGUCGUCUGACCAUGUCCACUGUUCCGAACAGCCACACUGGAAAGCAGAGUGAAAAGGCUGCAGGCAUAGACUCCUGGCAGUGUCCCACCACCUCCCUGAACUCUGUCCAACAACUCUGUGUCUUUGUGGUCCCAAUGCACAAAUGGGGAUAACAGCACACUUUCAGACAGUCUCUCCUGGAAGUGAUAAAAGUUGUCAGAUGCAGCUGUCGGAAAGGGAGGUUUCAGACGCUGUUAGAUGAUCCCCAAAGCACUUCGUUUGAAGCAGACUGAGGCCUCUAUAAAUAAUCAUAAAUGCUGAAUCACUUUCUGGAGGCUGUUGCUCUGUCGGUAGCCCGGCUGCAGUUUAGAGUUUAACCCUGUUUGUCUCAAACAACUUGCACAGGCUGAAUGCACCUGAGUGCUGAGUCAUCAAAAGCUGUGGUUUAAUCGGAAACAUCUGCUGCUUAGUUUAAUAGGUUUCAUGCACUGCUGAGAUUCAACACUUUGUUGGCUUCUCCAGGAAAACUUCCUGCUGGUAAACUGGGAAAUCAUCCACCUAAUGAGGAACACUCAGCCACUAAAUGACAGAGCAGCAGGCCUCUGGAGUCCUGAGCUGGACUUGACAUCUGGAUGCAUGUUUUGGAAAUUGCAGGCUAUGUUAUAGUAAAAAAGAUUUACUUGCACACGCUGAAAAAAAAAAAAAAGAUUAUCGAGAGUAUAAAUCCAAAA